AAGGUGACGGACGGACUAGUGAUUCUAUUACUAAGUAUUUUAAGACAAUCAAAGCUCUACCAAAGACAAAACUUAGAACUCAUACUUGAAACUCCGUGCUUGGGACCAACCGCAACCAUCUUGAAGUACGCAAAUGUCAAAAUCAAUCAAAACCUACAAAAAAUUCAAAACAGAAACAAUAAUGAGCCAGCAUGGGUUUCAAUACAGUAACAUCAGGAUGGCCGCAUGAAUGGCGUUGGGACAUGAACUAUCAGUGGACUCGUUGUUCAAACUGACAUCGUUUCUCGCUUGGAGCUGGCUGUACGUAGGGUGCGCUAUCCAGUACCCUGACCAGAGCCCGGAAUGGAACUCUAGAGCAAUCACGCUCGUGCACGGCUCCGUGGCCACCGUUGUGGGGUUGGCGCAAUGUGGCAUCCGCACACUCUCACCAUGUCAUCUAACUAUGAAAGUGAUGCCAUGGCACUAUGCGUUGAUGGUGUGGUCGUGGGGCUACUUCGCGUUUGACCUGCUGUGGUGCGUGGUGUACUGGAGCGAGAGCGCGUUAAUGCUGUGCCACCAUAUUAGCGCGCUGAUCGCCAUCACGAUAUACAUGCAGAAACAGUACACCGGCUGCACCUUCGCCUGCACCCUGGCACUGCUCGAAAUUACUAACCCUCUACUGCAAAUAAGAUGGUUUCUAAAAAAUGGUGGCCAAAAUAAAACCGUUAUAUUUAUGAUAGUAGAGGUCACGUAUCUUGUUAUGUUUGUGCUGGCAAGAGGUAUCCUUGGCACCUACCUAAUGUACAAGAUCUUAAACUCCGACGUUUUCGACACCGAUCAAAAAAUAAUAAGUGUCAUAUUCUACAUAGUCUCGGCCGGCUUCCUUUACAACAUUUUCAAAUACGUAGAAUACAAAUAUAAGACCACCAUAGGUAAAUUAAGAGAGUACAUAGAUGGCAUUGUACUAAGCGAUAGAGUUUAAAAUUUAAAAAAAGAUCUACACACAAGAUGUUGAUUUGAAAUUUAUAUUAUAGAAAAGAAUAUUUCACUAGAUUCUGAGAU
Molecule: messenger RNA, 1041 nt
Organism: Manduca sexta (tobacco hornworm)
Lineage: Eukaryota; Metazoa; Arthropoda; Insecta; Lepidoptera; Sphingidae
Product: TLC domain-containing protein 5
Exons: 4
Coding region: 230-961 (243 amino acids)
Cellular component (GO): membrane
Source: RefSeq, a predicted model, not a curated record